Messenger RNA from Staurois parvus, 282 nucleotides. The record is from the annotation of a GenBank genome assembly. Lineage: Eukaryota; Metazoa; Chordata; Amphibia; Anura; Ranidae.
UUGAAAUCUAUUAACUUCCUCAGAGUAUUUUUUAUGAAUACCUUCGGUUUUUUUUUAUUCUGGCAAUAAAUAUUUGCAAAGAUGACAAGAUCAUGUAUACUGGACCAGGGGCGGACUGACAAUUCAUGGGGCCCCCGGGCAAUAGGGGAUCAUGGGGCCCCUGUGUCCUUGCCAAAACUCAAAAAAGCCUAUGAAAAAGGUACCAGUGGCAUUUCAUGGGGCCCCCUACUGACCCCGGGCCCUCGGGCAGUGCCCGAGUUUCCAAAUGGUCAGUCCACCCCU